Molecule: messenger RNA, 1098 nt
Organism: Pelmatolapia mariae (spotted tilapia)
Lineage: Eukaryota; Metazoa; Chordata; Actinopteri; Cichliformes; Cichlidae
Product: zgc:172076
Exons: 7
Coding region: 1-1098 (365 amino acids)
Biological process (GO): phosphocreatine biosynthetic process; intracellular protein transport
Molecular function (GO): small GTPase binding; creatine kinase activity
Source: RefSeq, a predicted model, not a curated record
AUGGCCCGAUUUCACCUGAAGAGAGGUUUCCCUCAGGAGGAGUUUCCUGACUUGUGCAGGAACUUUACCUGGAUGGGUCGAAUCCUCACACUGGAUCUGUACCGCCGACAGUUUAACCGCUGCACCCAGAGUGGAGUAAUCUUUGAUGACGUCAUUCGUCCCGGCCUGGAGGAACCAGGAGAUUAUUUAGGUCCUGUAGCUGUCGGGUGUGUUGCCGGCGAUGCCGAGUCCUACAUCCUGUUCUGUGAUUUCUUUGACCGAGUUAUUGAAGCAUAUCAUGAACAGAAGAUCACCAGCCAGACACCAGAGAGUGACUUGAACUAUGACAACUUGAAGGGUGGUGAUGACUUGGACAGAUCGUACGCUGUACGCUGUGAGGUCAGUGUUGUUCGAGGUAUUGAAGAUUUCUGCUUCCCAACACACUGCAGCCGAGGAGAGCGCAGACAGCUUCUCACACUGGCUAGGCAAGCUUUGCAACAACUGGAACAGGAGCUGGCAGGUCGACUUCUCUUACUAACGGACUUAAGCCAAGAGCAACAGAGUGAGCUGAAUCUUAAAGCUCCAACUUCCUUCCAGCUCCGCAUAGGUGUGGCCCGGGACUGGCCUGAUGCCAGGGCAGUUUGGGUGAGUGAAAACAGGAGCCUGUUGGUCUGGGUCAACAUAGAUGAGCACCUCAGGCUGGUAUCAGUGCGAGAAGAUGCCAAUGUGGCUGAAGCUUUUCAAUGCAUCUGCAUCAGCUUGCAAAAGCUGGAAAAGUACUACAGAGGUCUCAGACAUCCCUUUAUCUGGAAGCAGCAGUUGGGAUGGGUGACGAGCUCCCCGGCUAAUGUGGGUACAGGUCUGAGGAUCAGCGUCCUCAUCAAACUGCAACACCUUCCCAAACAUAAACACCUUAAGGAUGUUCUGAAAAGACUGAGGAUCAACAUGGACAAAACAGAUUCCCCGGAACUAUAUAAUAUAAGCAACAUGGCAACCUUUGGCUUUACCGAGGUGGCACUGACCCAGCUGGUGGUGGACGGGGUUAAGCUACUUACCAUCAUGGAGAAAAGGCUGGAAGGCAACCUAAGUAUAGAUGAGCUUGUUCCUGCACAGAAGUAG